UGUUUCAGCUGCUAACUGAGACACUUUUAAAAGACACAUGACUUCCAGGAUCAGAGGCUGCAUAUCUCUGAAUGUCAGUUGCUGGGAUCAACUCUACUGCCAUCAUCUUGGGUGGAUCCCAGAAAUGUCUGAUUGGCCACUGGGUGCAACAAGAUACUGCAUUGGAUUAAGCUUUGAACUGAACCAGCAGCAGGACUCUUCUAAUCCUCUUGUCAGCAGCAAAGUUCAUGCUAAACUCUCACGCACCACGUGACCCAUGUCAAACUUUGAAGCAGCAACUUUGUUUCCUCCCAAACAUGUUUUUUUCCAACUCUGCACCUGCCCCUCAAGCCACACAGAGACUUCAGGUUGUUGCAGAGAUGAAUUUCCUUCCCCUUAUAAUUAUCAACAUCAUAGUGAUUUCUUCUGCCUUGUUCCUGAGGGAAAAGUUGGUGCACAGAAGAUCACCUGUGUCAGAGACAGACUGAAUCACGAUUGAGAGUAAGAGGGGUGGGAUACAUCUGUGUGAGGUUUAAUGGCUCUGAAGCUAUCGCUCACCACCACCCAUAUUGGAUAAAUAAGACUUUUUGGGCUUCUUCUGAUGUAGCUGGCUAUGGGGGAGAGAGGAGCACUCGCAAGAGAGGUGUAGCAGUCAGUCAGAAUGAGAUCCCAGAUGCUGAUGCUGCUCAUUUUGCUUGAAUCCUGUGGAAACCUGAAGGCAAAAUGCCCCUUGAAUCCAAUCCGGGAAGGAAUCAAAGCACAGAAUUAUUUCCAGACUGGCGACUUCCUCAUUGGCGGGAUAAUAUCUCCAACUUUGAUUUCUCUACAACUUCCAUACAUCUUUUCACAGCCCCCAUUAACCAGGUUUAAGGAUGAAUUGCCAUUUAGGUUCUACUGGCAUAUCUUGUCCUUCUUGUUCACCAUCCAAGAGAUCAACCAGGAUCCCAGGCUCUUACCCAACAUCACAUUGGGCUACAGCCUCUAUGAGAACUAUUACAAUGCAAGGAUCACUUCCGAUGCCAUGCUAGACCUGUUUGCAGGUGGGGAAAGCAAUAUUCCAAACUAUCGCUGUGGAAAAUGGAAUAAUAUCUUGGCUGUUCUUGAAGGAACCAAUUCCAUCAUCUCCAAAGUGAUUUCAACCAUGUCAGGCAUGUACAAAAUCCCACAGAUCAGUUAUGGCUUUGUAUCUGGGGUUGUUGAUGAGAACACCAAAGUCCCUUUUGUCUACCGUAUGGUCCCCAAUGAAGAAGCUCAGUACCUGGCGAUUGUAAAGUUCCUCCAGCAUUUUAGAUGGACAUGGAUCGGCCUCUUUGCUCCAGACAGUGAGAAUGGAGAAAGAUUCUUGAGUGCCAUGACAUCUCUGAUGGUCAGCAAUGGAAUUUGUGUUGCCUUUUCAGUAAAAAUACCAGAAAAGAAUGUAUCUAAGAGGUUCACACAAAGUGAAUUAAUUGCCCUACGGAGACAGACCAAUGUAUUCCUUUACUAUGUAAACGUUCAUACAGCAAUGCGUUUCAUUAUGCAACUACAAGAAGAACAGGAGAAAGAAAUUGGGCCAAAAGUAUGGAUCACAACAGCUUUUCAAGACCUUGACAUAAAUUUGUUUUUCGGUCCCAAGAACUUGAAGUAUAUCCAUGGUUCAUUCUCCUUUGUAAUGAAGACCAAAAUAAUGAGCAAACGUGACUGCUGUAAAUCAGAGUCCUAUCUUCGUAAUCUUUUGCGGCAAAAAGCAUUUAGUUGUUCAUACUCAAAUCACGUCCUCACUGUGAGAGGUUGGACAAGAUGCAGAGAUGUGGAGAAUCCGGAGGUGCCGUCUGAAGAGGAGCUGCAGAGUGUUCUGUCUCAAGACAGCCACAGAACAUACUUCAGUGUCCAAAUCAUGGCACAUGCUUUAAAUGUUGCCUGUUCAUCUAGAUCAAAGCAGAUGUUGAUGGCGGGUGGAGGAGACCAGUUGGCAUGUCAAAGGCUAGAGCCAUGGCAGCUUCACCCUUUCUUAAGAGAAACCCGGUUGUUGAACACUUCCAUGGGCGGACUGUAUUUGGGUGAGAAUGGGGAGCUGCCAAUCAUGUUUGAUAUUGAGAAUUGGGUGGUGCUUCCCAAUGAGUCUUGUGUUAGAGUGAAAAUUGGGAGUAUAGAGAGAGAGGCAUCCACUGACUUCAAGCUCGCCAUUAACCCAGAAGCUAUUGUGUGGCCCAAGUGGUUCAACCAGACUGUGCCUCACGCCAGGUGUACCAAAAGGUGUCGCCCAGGAUAUGCCAAGGUGGUUCAAGAAGACAAGCCGGUUUGCUGCUACGCUUGUGUUCCGUGUGGGGAAGGGACCAUAUCCACACAGGAAGAUGCAGAGCGUUGCACCAAAUGUCCAGAAGAAGAAUAUCCAAACAAGGACCGAGAUCACUGCAUUCCGAGGAUUAUCACCUUCCUAUCAUAUAAAGAAUAUUUGGGGAUUCUCCUGACUUCUUUGGCUCUCUUCCUGUCCUUAACCACAGGCUUUGUUGUAGGGAUCUUCAUGAAAUACAAGGAAACUCCCAUAGUCAAAGCCAACAACAGGGACCUCUCCUACCUCCUCCUUGUCUCCCUCCUGCUGUCCUUCUUGUCCUCCUUCCUCUUCAUUGGCCGUCCCAGGAAAGUCACCUGCCUCCUUCGACAAACGGCCUUCAGCACCAUCUUCUCAGUUGCUGUAUCUUCUUUGCUGUCCAAAACCAUCAUGGUGGUGCUGGCCUUCCUGGCCACAAAGCCAGGGAACAGGGUGAGGAGAUGGUUAGGGAAAAGUCUGGCCAACUCCAUUGUCCUUUCCUGCUCCAGUGUCCAAAUGGUCAUUUGCAUCAUUUGGCUGUGUAUCUGUCCCCCAUUCCCAGACUCUGACAGGCAUUCCCAGGCUGGAGAGAUCACCCUGCAAUGCAAUGAAGGGUCUGUUGCCAUGUUUUAUGCUGCCCUCGGUUACAUGGGCUUCCUGGCUGCCAUCUGCUUCACGGUGGCUUUCCUGGCCAGGAAGCUGCCUGGGGCCUUCAAUGAAGCCAAGCUGAUCACCUUCAGCAUGCUGGUCUUCUGCAGCGUUUGGGUCUCCUUUGUGCCCACCUACCUGAGCACAAAGGGGAAAUACAUGGUAGCUGUGCAGAUCUUCUCUAUCUUGGCUUCUAGUGCUGGGCUUCUGGGCUGCAUCUUCAUUCCCAAAUGCUACAUUCUUGUGCUGAGGCCUGAUCUGAACACAAAGGAACACCUGGCCACAAAAACUAAUGUUGUUGCCUGAUUCUUUACAUGUUUAUAACUGUUUUCCUCCCGAGUUCCCUUGGGAAUGAAUGUAUCUCCUUAGAUAAAGUUUGUUCUUAAUUUUUCAUUCAUCUUGAAUGAUGAAAGGUAAUCAUUGUAUCACAUACCUGGAGAGUGUCUGGACUUACAACUUUUAGGGAUAACCCUACCUGUAGAGUCUCCUGGAGUGCCGCCUCCCUCUUCAAACAUAAUUAUCGUUCUCUACCAUAUCCAGUUUGUACUUUGACAUGACCCACCUUCCUUUCUUCCUGAGUUCAUAACCUAAGCCUAAAUAAUAACUUAGUGUAACUUGAAAUUCUGCUUCUAGUAUUAAAAACAGCAACUGAAAAAUGGAAUCUCGCUUGAGUGUAUUAAUGCUUGAGGGAACCUUCUUAAGGCCCUUGGGGCUGGACCUCAGUAUCUGGUCUGGACGAUGGGUGUGGAGACGCUCCUUUAGAUAUACAGGGCCAAUGUCAUUUAGGGUUUUCAAGGUCGGCAUCAACAAAUGAAUGUGGCAGCUGUCUGUUUGGUGGGAGUGAGAGGGGCACCACGAUAGCUGGAGGCAGAGACAAUGAUGGAGAAGAACCACCACUUGUAAGUCGGAAGGCAGGUGAGUGUUGGUGGCAUGAAGGCAGGUUGAGAUUGGCGGGCAGUCCCCACUCACCCCCAUGGAGCAGACCUCUCACUUAUUUGCACUGAGCUGCUGAAGAAGGGCAGGAUCCAUCCUUUUUGUCUCCCUCUCUUAUAUAGCACCAGCACUCAUAGACAUCCAAUGAACCUGAAGGUUGGGAGAUUGAGAGCAAACAAAAUAUUGAAUCAUGCAGUGCAUAGUUACUUCCCCCAAAUGCCAGUCGCUGGUGACCAGUGCCUGGCAAGGCCCAUUGCUUUCAUGCCCUGCUUGUGAGCUUCUCAGCAAAGUCUGAUAGGCCACUGUGUUGCAGGACUAGAUGGGAGUUUGGACUAACCCAGCAGGGCUGUUCUUAGCAAAGUUCAAGCCAAACUAAUCCCCGAAAUGCAAGUGACUCGUGUUGCAGUUUGAAGCCACAUCUGUGAUUUGGUGUAAACAUAUUUUCCCCCAGCUCUGUCAUUGCCCCUUGAACCAUAUAGAGAUCCCAAGAACUUUCUUCCCCUUAUAAUUAUAAAAAUGAUAGUGAUUUAUUCUUCCCUAAGCUCAAGAGAGAGCUCUGGCAAUUGCCCAAACAUCAGAAGGCAAGGAAGCAUGAUGUUAUACGUAUCACACUGUGCUGGAGGGUGUUGACUUCUUCUGAUUACCUGGCUGUGGGGAAGAAAGGAGAAGUGAAAAUAGAGGUGUAGGAGGCCAAGCCAGAAUGACCUCCCUGCUGCGGCUUCUGCUGCCGCCUCUGCUUCUAAUGCCCCAUCAAGUUUGUGGGAAACUGAAAGCAAAGUGCUCUUUAAAUUUGAUGAGGGAAGAAAAUGAAGCCCACAGUUACUCCCGGCCUGGAGACUUCCUCAUUAGCGGAAUCAUAUCUCCAAGAAGCUUUGCUGAGCAACUUCCAUAUAACUUUCCCCAGUCCCCAGCAACCAAGCUUAAAGUGUAAGUAAUUAGAUACAUCAUGGAUGUCAUGCUUCUCCACCACCGCUUCAAUGGUUCCCUUUCAAAGGGAAAUAGUUC
This is a messenger RNA of Podarcis raffonei (Aeolian wall lizard), 4855 nucleotides long. Its product is annotated as vomeronasal type-2 receptor 26-like. Gene Ontology annotation, molecular function: G protein-coupled receptor activity. The coding region runs from base 641 to 3223 and encodes 860 amino acids. Gene Ontology annotation, biological process: G protein-coupled receptor signaling pathway. The transcript is spliced from 6 exons. Gene Ontology annotation, cellular component: membrane. NCBI's taxonomy places the organism in Eukaryota, Metazoa, Chordata, Lepidosauria, Squamata, Lacertidae. The record is from RefSeq and is a predicted model, not a curated record.